Molecule: messenger RNA, 2107 nt
Organism: Durusdinium trenchii
Lineage: Eukaryota; Dinophyceae; Suessiales; Symbiodiniaceae
Source: the annotation of a GenBank genome assembly
AUGAUUGCGACGCCAGCCAAGUUCCCAGAACCAAAGGGCAAGGCAAAGGCAAAAGCUCAAAACAAAAAGCCUGAGGAGAAACCGGAGGAACCAGAAGAAACCAAGAAGUCCAAGAAAAAGAAGAGAGAAGAUGAAGAAACCAAGGACGUAGAAGAAGCCAAGAAGCAGAAGAAGAAGACAAAGAAGGUGGAAAAUGAGGAAUUGGAGGAACCAGAGAAAUCCCAGAAGAAGAAGACGAAGAAGAAAGACAAUGAGGAAUUGGAGGAACCAGAGAAACCCCAGAAGAGGAAGACGAAGAAGGCUGAGGAUGAUGAAGCAGAAGACACCAAGAAGUCCCAGAAGAAAAAAAAGACAAAGGGGGCAGAUGAGGAAUUGGAGGAACCAGAAGCCAAGAAACACCAGAAGAAGACGAAGAAGGCAGAGGAAGAGGAAGAAGCCAAUACCCGGAAGAAAAAGAAGACAAAGGGGGCAGCAGAUGAGGAAUUGGAGACGAAGACAAAGAAGGCAAAAGAUGUGGAACCAGCCAAGAAGCCCAAGAAGAACAAAACGGCAGAGAAGAAUAAGAAAAAAGAGGAAGCAGAGGAGGAAGCACAGGAGGAAGCAGAGGAGGAAGCAGAGGAGGAAGCACAGGAGGAAGUGGAGGAGGAAGCAGAGAAAGAAGCACAGGAGGAAGUGCAGGAGGAAGCACAGGAGGAAGCAGAGGAGAAGCACACAGAGGCAAAGGAUGAACACAUGAAAGACGAGCUGAAACAGGAGUCUUCUUCAGAGGUGAUGACCUCACCUGCUGGAGUGCCGCCUGUGCGAUCACCUCCUUCGGAUGUCUUCACACUUCUUGAAGGGCAAGCUCAAAUGAUGGCCCAGGCAGCAGCUACAGUCUUUACAAACUUGUCACAGGAGGCCUCGCAAACAGAGUCUCAACUUUUUGCAGGGUUGGGUGGAUCUGCGAGCGAAGUGGCUACUCAGAAGCUUCAGGAGGAGAUGGUUCGCGCGAUCACGGCUGCGUUGACCAACGUCUUGCCAGUGAACCAGGCAGUAGAUAUUUCAAAGUCAAAGGCACCGCAGUUCACCAGUAUGCUGGCUUUGCCGGCUCCAUUUGCUGACACUCAGAUCGACCCUGAAUCCAAUGAGAAGGAACAGCCGGAAAAGGAGCAGGAGCAGAAGCCAGAUGAAGUCCUGCCAGCUGAAGCUCCUGAACCCGCUCCUUCUGCUCCUUCCCAGGUUUCAGCUUUGUCUCCGAGUGGAUUGGCUGCGGCAGAAACCAAUGCGGCUUCCAAAGAACUUCAAGAUGCAUGUAAGCCACUUCCAGAAGAAUCAGAGUUGUUUGAUCGAGAAACAGAACCUGGAGAAGUAGCAUACACCAACAAGGCGCAGAUCAAGGGUAUGAAAGAAGAUGAGAUCCUGGAAUUGCUGAAGGCUGGCAAGAUUCCGUAUGAGUGGAUCAACACCAGCAACUGUCGGAAGGCAGCCAUGAAAAUGAACCGUUGGUGUGAAGAUCAUGGGGACGCGGAAACCGUACCGAAUGUCAUGAAGAUGUUCAACGGCUCUCACACAGAAAGGCUGAAGCUCCUUCGGAAUUGGAUUGCUUCGGGUGGUGUUGCAGAGAAGGUGGAAACUACGCUUACUGUCACCAAGGAGCAGAUGCAGCAGGGCAAGGAGAAAGAGAAGCUGCUCACUAUCCAGGGCAUGAAAGACCAUGGGUUCUCAGAGGCGAAGAUCAAGCACAUCUGUCAGACCUUCACUCCGGUCCUCGACCCUGACUGCCCGCAUCUUUUGGAAGAGACCAAAUGGUGGUGCAAUGUCGAGCAGGAAAGGACAAGGACUUCCACCAACAAGCAAUGUUUGUCUGGUGAAGUUCGCGUGAAGACCGAUGGAGGUGUGAUCAAUGCCCUUACCAACGAGCCGGCUUCGAAUGGCCAAGCCCCUCCCAGCGCUUUCAAUGUCCGGGGCCUUUUGGAUGAUUCUUUCAAACCGAAAGCCGUGCGUGCAGAGCCUCAAGAGGAGGAUCCUAAGCCAAAGACGAAGCCAAGGAAGCCUCAAAGGACAAAGAAGGGCACCAGCACCAAGGUUUGUGAACCCAAGAAGCGGUCAGAGAUGCUGAAGGAUGCUU